Cotesia glomerata is the source of this 3505-nucleotide messenger RNA. Its product is annotated as protein Fe65 homolog. The transcript has 15 exons. Bases 801 to 3149 code for a protein of 782 amino acids. The record is from RefSeq and is a predicted model, not a curated record. NCBI's taxonomy places the organism in Eukaryota, Metazoa, Arthropoda, Insecta, Hymenoptera, Braconidae. Gene Ontology annotation, molecular function: transcription factor binding; amyloid-beta binding. Gene Ontology annotation, cellular component: nucleus; cytoplasm. Gene Ontology annotation, biological process: regulation of DNA-templated transcription.
CACCCCAAAACCAGCGCCAUAACACCCUCCUAGUGAAGCAUACGCGCAGGCGAGUGGAGCGACUUACUCUAUUUAUCGCACUAUACAACUACCUGUCUCCCAUCACUCUCUUUUUCUUUCUCUCACCCUUGCAUCAUCCCACACUAUACCUAGGCUGCGUGCUUCAUUUAAAGUGUCACGUUUUCGCGUCUUUGUACCAAGGGUACUGGUACAUCGUUUUAGCUCGACACUCUACUCGAUAAUUUCAAAUUUCUCGUCGCGCUCGCGGCAAAACCAAAACACCAGACGGAGAAAUUUUUUUUUACAAUGUUUUUUUUUUUUUAUAUUUAAUAUAAACUUUUAAACAUUUUGUUGCUGUGCAUCUGGCAGCGGUUAGCUCGCUUGCGCAUCACGCGUCAAGGCCACACGGAGAGUGUGUGAGAGAGUCGGAAAAGAGUGUCGAGGGGUGAGGGGUGAGCGGCGAGGGUGAGGGCGAGUAGAACCAAGAAAAAGAAUAAAAGACCAAAAAAUAUAAAAAAAGGAAGAAAUAGUUACCCUCGUGUUACGUUUCACGUCAAACGCACGCAGAGUUUAGUACUCACUGAGUUGGUGUUGUUAUAUUGUGCAAGUAACUCUCCACUGUGCGGUAUUUAUUUAUUUAUUUAUAUUUAUUCUGGUUUUUUUUUUUUGUUAUUUCAUGGUAAUUAGACUGUUUUUUAACGGAGGAGAAGUAUCAUAUCUUGAGGACUGGGUUUAAGAGUUAUUAAUGAUAGAGAAUUCUCGCUCUUGGAGGUAACACGUGAGGAGUCUCUGUUCCACCUAUGUUGUGCGGAGAAUUGUUAAACGGCGGUUUUGUGAGUGCGGGAGCGGUUCCUGCGGUACCCUACAGUCUUCUUGGGCUCUGGAUACCCGGCUGCGUUCGAACAACCAGUCCGCGACUUGUAACCUCGCCGUACCUUACACUGUUGACCGAACUGCUGGCCGCGGGGUGUCUCGAGGAGGACUGCCAGGGAUCCACCUAUUCCGUUGACCCAAACAUGGACCUCGUCAGGCAGACUCAGCAGUCUAACACCAACAGCAAUCUCGACCUUGAUCUCGACAACGACGACAGUGUCUUUCUCGAAAACGGGCUUUUGUCAUUCGAAAAUCCAAACUACCAUCUUGAAUCAGCUCGCUUCGAUGACGCAUUGAACAGUAAUGGUACGGAAAAUUCACUCUUCGACGAAUUCUAUCAAGAUUUAGUGGUCAGUGGAGCCAGAAGAGAAGAAAUGGUCACGGGGAUCGUAAACGGUGGCGGAGGUGGAGACGGUGGUGGCGGUGGUACGAGACACGCACGAAGAACUUACGCCACACUUGAUCUUGAAAGCAUGGGCGUCGACGUAACCCAAGGUCCUUUAACUCAAAAUUCAGUCACCGCUGAAACACCAGACAAUACCGCCAACCACAAUCUUGGGUAUGGCAGCGAGGGUGCGGAGGUAGCUGAGUCGACGCUGGUUGAUGAUAACCUCAACGGGAAUCCUCGAUCAUCAUCUAAGGCCCUGUCAAAUCCACCCGCGACCCUCGAUGCCGAUGAUUCUGACCUCGUCAGAAAUUACUGUGAAAAAGUUGAUAACGACUUAACAGAAAUGGGCGGAGUUCCUCACGUAGAAGAUGGCCUUAACAGCGAUCUUUAUGCUGUCCCAGUUAAACGCAGACAGCCCAAGGAUCAAAAUAUAACAAACCAACUCCACAAUAAUUUUAAAGAAAAACCUGACGAGUCAGAAAGUCCGCAUUCGGAGGACAAGGAUGAAAAUUUGCCGGCUGGUUGGGAAAAACACGAGGACAAAGAUGGCCCUUACUACUGGCACAUAAAGAGCGGAACCAUACAGAGAGAGCCACCAGAGGCAACACUUAAUUGCAAAAAUGAAAACCGUAAAAGUCUUGUUAAAGACAAUGACAGUAUAAAUAAUUUUCAUUCACUGGGGAUGAUAAUCAAUACAGUGACACGUAGCAAUACAAGUUCUGCGUUAGAUCAAGAAUUAGAAAACAAACGAAAAGAAGAAUUGGCAUUAAAGAGAAGAAGUUAUCCAGCACGAGCAGACUCUGAGGGAAGAGACAAACCAAUAAGAUUCGCCGUUCGGUCUCUUGGUUGGACGGAAAUAGCUGAAGAAGACUUGACACCAGAAAGAAGUAGCAAAGCUGUCAACAAGUGUAUCGUUGACUUGUCACUCGGAAGAAAUGAUCUUCUAGACGUUGUUGGUCGAUGGGGCGACGGAAAAGAUCUUUUCAUGGAUUUAGACGAAGGAGCACUAAAAUUAAUUGACCCAGAGAAUCUGACAGUACUUAACACCCAACCAAUUCAUACUUUAAGAGUGUGGGGAGUUGGCAGAGAUCACGGACGUGAGAGGGACUUUGCUUACGUAGCAAGAGACAGAUCGACUAGAAAAUUCAUGUGUCACGUGUUUAGGUGUGACAUACCAGCCCGUACAAUUGCAAACACAUUGCGUGAUAUUUGUAAAAAAAUAAUGAUUGAGCGAUCGUUGCACCAGAAUCUCGCCAAACCAGUGGACAUUAACGGCAGAACUAGUCUAGCAACAAGACCUACCAAUUUACCCACAGAACAUCGCCGCUUUCACAGAAAUAAUGAUCAGCCUCUGGUUGCACAAUCAUUCCCUACCCCAAUGGAAGAGCCAAAAAAAGUUUUACGAGCACAAUAUCUUGGGUCAAUGCAAGUAACUGCAGCUACGGGAAUGGACGUGUUGAACGACGCAAUCGACCACAUGGUGACAAACACCCCUAUUAAUCAAUGGCGGAAUGUAAACGUCGCUGUGGCUCCUAGUAUGAUUUCUAUUCUUACACCUAAUGAUGAAAAAUUGAUCACCGAGUGUCGAGUACGCUACUUAUCAUUUUUGGGAAUCGGAACCAAUGUGAAGCAAUGUGCAUUUAUCAUGCAUACAGCUCAGGAUCUCUUCAUCGCUCAUGUAUUUAAUUGUGAGCCGAGUAGUGGUGCUCUUUGCAAAACAAUUGAAGCUGCUUGCAAGUUGAGGUAUCAAAAAUGCCUCGACGCUCAUCCCCAGGGUUUUAGAAAUUCAAAUAACAUGACCACUCCAAACGGACGAGGAAUCGGCGCAACUUUGAAGUCAUUAGUCGGAUCCAUUACGGGAAGAAGAAAUAAACAGGGUGAAUCCUGAGAUGAGGCUCUCUCGCUCCAGCAUGUGAAGAAAUAGUCAGUAUAACUCAUUAAAAUUAAUAAUAUGGAGUGUAUAGUCAAAUCAUCCAAGCCAAUCGGUUCGCCAGGAACUGUGGCCACUGCCUGCCGAGCGAGAGGUGAUUCGACACAGGCAUCUCAAGUCACCGUUGACAUCUAAAAAUUUUGGGAGUUCACCACCGAGCGCCUCUCUCGGGUCUCUUCUAUCGCCAUCCUUGGACACAAGACGCAUUCAGUUUACCCGCUGGGAGAGUGAUCCUUGAACACUGAUAGUCGUCUCUGAAAAUACACCUAAAUUAAUGAUAAUAUUAAUGAUAAAUAAUGAUAUUAAUAUAAAAA